Molecule: messenger RNA, 564 nt
Organism: Penicillium odoratum
Lineage: Eukaryota; Fungi; Ascomycota; Eurotiomycetes; Eurotiales; Aspergillaceae
Exons: 1
Coding region: 1-564 (187 amino acids)
Source: RefSeq, a predicted model, not a curated record
AUGGGAAUAGACUUGUUGAGCAAAUUCCGAAUCGCGGGAACACAUCCCAAUGAAGAAUACGAAGCACACGAACAAGCAGAUCUCGAGCAACGGGUCCCAGGCGCUCCCGAGAAAGGACUAUAUCUCCUCGAGGAAGUGGAGAUCAAGUGCAAUAUCACACUAAUGUCCUUUGUGAAAGGCCAGUUAAAAGCAGCGUCGAAGGUUUUGGUCGAUCGGCUGAUGAAGAAGGCGGAGCUUCUUGAUCAGGGUGUUUUGCAGGCGUCGUUUGAGGAUGGGAAGUUGAGGACGUUUAAUCCGGCGGAUCGGACGGAGUAUACUUUGCAGAUGCAGGGUCAGACUUCGCCUUUGAUGCCUGCUUCGCCGACUUGGCCCUCGAGGUGGGGAUCUAUGUCUUCUUCUGGGCGGACUAGGGCUUCGGUUGUGCCGCAGUAUGGGGCGGAUUAUGGGGCUGUGGAGAUGCAGGAUACUUCGGUGGUUAAUCGGGGGUUGCCUUUCACGAAGUUUGAUAAAGGGUUUCCGACUGAGUUGCCUGCUAAUGAGAAGAUAUCUAGGGAAUAUAAGUGA